Molecule: messenger RNA, 990 nt
Organism: Adineta ricciae
Lineage: Eukaryota; Metazoa; Rotifera; Eurotatoria; Adinetida; Adinetidae
Source: the annotation of a GenBank genome assembly
AUGGCAUCAACAGCUAAUUCAUCAUGGACUACUAUUUCUCAACAAAUAAUAAUCUAUCUGGGUAUUCCUAUGUUCAUUGCUGGUCUGAUUGGUAAUGCAUUAAAUCUCAUUGUUUUUCUCAGUCUUCGUACGUUUCGAGAAAAUUCCUGCGCAUUUUACUUGAUUGUCAUGUCAAUCGUUAGUAUUGGUCAAUUGCUCGCAUCUUUUCUCUCUCGUAUUAUGAUCUCCGGUUUCGGUAUUGAUUGGACUCUUCAAUCCGUAUUCUAUUGUAAAUUCCGAAUAUAUCUCGGUUCAGCAUGCACAUUAAUAACGUUCACUUGUAUCUGUUUGGCAACAGUUGAUCAGUACUUCGCUACUUGUUCCAAUCCUCUUUGGCGAUCAUUUAACAACAUCAAAGUAGCUCAUCGUACAAGCGUUUCGUUCAUCGUCAUUUGGAUGCUCUAUAGCGUUCCAUAUCUGAUUUAUUAUGACCAUGUCCAAUCAUCAGCUACCGGCAAAUUUUCUUGCAUCAGUACCAAUGUAGUAUUUCAGGACUACAACAUCAAAGGUUAUACGCUUGUAUUCAUUGGUUUUCUCCCUAUUUUCAUCGAUGUUUUAUUCGCUUUAUUGGCGUAUCACAACGUAAGAAACUUAUCUUAUCGAAUGGUACCUCUGGUGCGACGUGAAUUAGACAAGCAAAUGACAACAAUAGUGCUGAUGCAAGCCAUUUGCAUCGUUUUCGUUUCGAUUCCUUAUCUCAUUGUUAACAUACUCAGCUUAGACAACAACAUAAGGCAGAAUCCGUCCGCUAGUGAAAUAUUGCAAUUCGCCACUACUUUGGCUCUUUGCAUAUAUUACUUGAAUUUUUCAAGUCAAUUUUACGUAUACACCUGCGUCUCGAGUCGAUUUCGCCAACAGCUAAUUCAUGUGACUUCAACAAUCUACAGAAAUCACUGGCAAAGAAACAUGGUCUUGGUUAAUCAGGUCGCUCCACAGCCUCUAAGCACAUAG